Messenger RNA from Culex quinquefasciatus (southern house mosquito), 1377 nucleotides. RefSeq names its product threonine aspartase 1 (gene Tasp1). The coding region runs from base 220 to 1266 and encodes 348 amino acids. Gene Ontology annotation, molecular function: threonine-type endopeptidase activity. The record is from RefSeq and is a predicted model, not a curated record. Gene Ontology annotation, biological process: protein maturation. NCBI's taxonomy places the organism in Eukaryota, Metazoa, Arthropoda, Insecta, Diptera, Culicidae. The transcript is spliced from 3 exons.
CUCAAAUCAUCGUGUAGCCGAUUUGGUUCCCCGUUGCUUGUUCGUCCCUCGAUGAAGGGAGCAGUUUUGUAGUUCUGUCGCCUCAAUCAGAAUGUAAACAAACAUUACUUUUAAUGGUUUUGAAAUGAAUAAAGUCAAUGAAAAACGCAACGCUUAAAAACUGAAUCAAUUUGGUGAAAAAACAACACCUUCGGACGACGUAGAGCAUAAUCAAUAAAAAUGCCCGGAUUCGUUGCUGUACACACAGGAGCCGGAAAUUGUAUAGACGAAACUCUGUACAAGGAUGUUUGCAAAGAAGCGUGCGUUCAAGGGAUUAACGCCCUUAGAGAUGGCGGAAGUGCAAUGGACGCGUGCGAGGUGGCGAUUGUAACGUUAGAAAACUCGUGGGCCACCAACGCUGGAUUCGGAUCGAAUUUAACCUGGGACAGGCAGGUCGAAUGUGACGCUUCAAUAAUGGACGGAUCAAAUCUGCAAUUUGGUGCUUGCACUAAUGUUCCCGACGUAAGGAAUCCGAUUAAAUUGGCAAGACAUCUAUGUGAUCGCCAGUCCAAACUGUUGAGCUUCGGUCGGAUUCCACCAAUGGUUUUGGCAGGCAAAGGAGCAUCCGAUUAUGCAGCUGAAGUCGGACUGCAAAUAGUGCCGACGGAACAAAUGGUUUCGGCCAAGGCUGCCAAAAGCUAUGAUCACUAUCGACGGAAUAUAUCCAAGUACGAGGAAAUAAACCAACUCAAACUAUCCCCGCUGGACACCGUUGGCGCGGUCUGCGUCGAAGCUGAUGGAACAAUCGUGGCCGGGUGCAGCUCAGGAGGACUAGUGUUGAAGGUUCGUGGCCGGGUUGGACAAGCGGCAACCUACGGCGCAGGAUGCUGGGCAUCGAUGGAUGACACAACUUCCAUGUCAGCUGCCACGUGUACGACCGGAAAUGGAGAGUAUUUAAUGAAAACGUUGUUUGCCAAAGAGCUGGCCGAUGGGCUGAUAAGCUGCAACUGCCCUAUAACUUCACAGCAUCAGACCUACAAAAAGAAGCUGCUCGAAUCUCCAUUCCUAGCUAAACACAACGAAAUUCACGCUGGAUCACUGUCGAUCAUUUAUAAUGCUGCCAGCCGAGAUGGAGAUUUGCUAUGGGCACACACAACUAGCUCAAUGUGUCUAGGAUUUAUGUCCUCAAAACAGAAGAAACCAAAGUUUGUUCUCUCCAAAUUACCGCCUAAUCUUUCGUGUGGAACCAAGACGGUUGUGAGCGGUCACCACUUUAAGCUGUACUAGUGAUAGUCAUGGUCUCAACCUCGCAAUCGAGACACCCUCCCCCGGAAAUGUAAUACUAUCUUGGUAAGGUUACUAGUAAUAAAUCGCUUAAUCAAAACUAAACAACAAAAA